This is a messenger RNA of Penaeus monodon (black tiger shrimp), 1024 nucleotides long. RefSeq lists its product as uncharacterized. The transcript has 4 exons. NCBI's taxonomy places the organism in Eukaryota, Metazoa, Arthropoda, Malacostraca, Decapoda, Penaeidae. The coding region runs from base 335 to 1024 and encodes 229 amino acids. The record is from RefSeq and is a predicted model, not a curated record.
AGUGUAUCAUACUUUAGGUCAAACGGCUCUCCAUGUCGUGGCGGAUCUCACUCUAAAGAAGCCGGGGGCCAGAGUGGUUUGGGGCGGGAAGGCGUGCUCCGUGUCGGAGGCGUGGCUUGAAGUGGCUCGCCUUCUCGUGGAAAAAGGAUGCGACCCGAGGAUAAAGGACCACCGAGGCCAAAUUGCCUCGAAUAUCGCAAGGGGGAACAAUAACUUGCAACUGGCUGUAUUUUUUGAAAAAGAGAGCAAGGCACGAGGGGAGAUCAAUCGAAAACUCGCCAAGAGCAAAUUCCCCGAAUUAGUGAGGGCGAGCCAGGAAGGAAACACGUUCCGCAUGAUGCAGCUGCUGAUGGAGAACGUCCCCACACUCCCGAUGGCUGCCGAAAAGGACCCUCUGAAAGAAGCUCUUCGCUACAGACACCGCGAUGCGGUGUUCUUGCUUCUAGCAGCCGGAGCUCCCUUGUGUAACUAUUAUGUUUCCCACCUAACUUCUUUAGAGGUAUCCCAUCACAUGGUUGGACAACCUGCUUUAUUCCCAGCAAUCAUGAGAAAGGCCUAUGAGGACAGACUAACCGAUGAAGAGGAGAGAGCCAGCAGUCACAAUCAUCCGAUCGCUUCCUUUAUAAAUAAAUUGAAAACCCAAGUCAUGGAAAUCGGAGAUGAAGCACAUCUGACGUUUGAAGGAGACCUUGCUGCGAAAGCUGGUGAAGUGAAAAAACAGCUUCUGGAGGCUGCUGGCCUUGGCCUUUCCUUAACCUGUCAGAUGAUGAGUCAAGAAGAUUUGUGCUUUCAUCGCACUUCAGGAGAAGAGACUCCCCUUGAAAAGGCACUUCAGGCAGAACAUCACGACACAGCAUAUGCACUGUGCAGAGAUUUGGUGGGUUUAUGCCCUUUUAUAAAUGCCAGAAAGCCCAGUUUCAGGACGUGUGGACAAGAUUACACCGAGAACCAGGAAAAUGAGGACGACGGGGACGAGCGGGCCACGAAGAUGCCCAGGACAAGAUGUGAGAAUGAGAUGAUCUGA